UCACCUUUUUUUUAUUUUUGUAUUUCUUGGGAUUUACACAAAACCAAGUAUAGUGUUAAAACUGAAUAAAAAGUUGUAGGAAUCCGAGGACCAUAAUUUGAGGGAGUAUUUGGUAUUUUAGUCCAAAUUAAAUAGAGCAUAAAAGAGCCAUGUGUGACUACUGAUCAGUAGCAAACACGUCAGUGAUCAAUGAUUCGAGGGCUCAUCUUCUCUUUAUAAUAAUAAGAUUCAGAGAUAGUUGCAGGUUCAUACUUCAUAUUCAAAGGAGGCAAUUAACUAAACAUGGUGUCAAGAGAGCACAAGAAAGCCACACUGCAUGAGAAGCUGCAACUUCUUCGUUCUAUCACAAACUCUCAUGCAAAGAACGAUUCAUCGAUCAUACUAGAUGCAUCCAAGUACAUCGAAGAGCUCAAACACAAAGUACAAAUACUAAAUCAAGAUAUAGCAAGCGGACAAAGCUCAAGCUACCAGAAUUCAUGGCCCCUGGUAACAGUUGAAUCUGUAGAAAAAGGUAUACGAGUAAAUCUUUACUCAGAAAGAAGCUGUCCAGGUCUACUGGUCUUUGUUUUGAAAGUUUUUGAAGAACUGAGUCUUAAUGUAUUGGAAGCUAGGGUUUCUUGUACAGGCAGUUUUCACCUAGAAGCACUUGGAGAUGAGAUUGACGAAAACGGUGAAAGCAUAGACGCCCAGAUGGUGAAACAUGCAAUCUCAAAUGCCAUUGAAAACUGGACCCAAAACAACCACCAUCAAGGCUGAUAAAUCAUGCAUCUGUCUCCUUAAGGUUGCGAUUACAAGUAGUAUCUGAAAUCUCAAGAAUGUCAAGUGCGUUAUUCGUGUUAAGGAUUUCAAGCAUUCGGUUCUCACAAAAUUUUUGUAAGAAUGGGAUUUCAUAUUUGUCAGCUGCUAUUGAUAGUGAAUAGAGAUGUUUUUCGAGCUUUUCUUUGGCCAAAUCACCACUAUAAAGGAAUUCCAGUAAAGAUUCGAUUUCUUCA
Lactuca sativa (garden lettuce) is the source of this 992-nucleotide messenger RNA. Its product is annotated as transcription factor SCREAM-like protein. The record is from RefSeq and is a predicted model, not a curated record. NCBI's taxonomy places the organism in Eukaryota, Viridiplantae, Streptophyta, Magnoliopsida, Asterales, Asteraceae. Gene Ontology annotation, biological process: regulation of DNA-templated transcription. Gene Ontology annotation, cellular component: nucleus. Gene Ontology annotation, molecular function: sequence-specific DNA binding; DNA-binding transcription factor activity.